Molecule: messenger RNA, 2213 nt
Organism: Protobothrops mucrosquamatus (brown spotted pit viper)
Lineage: Eukaryota; Metazoa; Chordata; Lepidosauria; Squamata; Viperidae
Product: neurexin-3
Exons: 11
Source: RefSeq, a predicted model, not a curated record
UGGAAUCCUCACCACUACUGGCUACACACAGGAGGAUUAUACUAUGCUUGGCUCAGAUGACUUCUUCUAUGUUGGUGGAAGUCCCAGUACAGCUGAUUUACCUGGAUCUCCUAUCAGCAAUAACUUCAUGGGUUGUCUGAAGGAGGUUGUUUAUAAAAAUAAUGAUAUUCGUCUGGAGUUAUCUCGUUUGGCAAGGAUUGGUGACACAAAAAUGAAAAUCUACGGGGAGGUGAAAUUUACAUGUGAAAAUGUGGCCACGUUGGAUCCAAUCAAUUUUGAAAAUCCCGAGGCCUACAUUAGUCUGCCUAAGUGGAACACCAAACGAAUGGGGUCCAUCUCUUUUGACUUCCGCACUACAGAGCCCAAUGGCCUUAUUCUUUUCACUCAUGGUAAACCCCAGGAAAGGAAGGAUUCCAGAAGCCAGAAGAACACCAAAGUGGAUUUCUUUGCAGUAGAACUCCUGGAUGGAAAUCUUUACCUUCUUCUUGAUAUGGGCUCUGGAACUGUCAAAGUAAAGGCAACUCAGAGGAAAGCUAAUGAUGGAGAAUGGUAUCAUGUUGAUAUACAGAGAGAUGGUAGAUCAGGUACCAUUUCAGUUAACAGCAGACGGACACCUUUCACUGCAAGUGGAGAGAGUGAGAUCUUGGAUCUAGAAGGAGACAUGUACCUGGGAGGACUGCCUGAAAAUCGGGCUGGCCUUGUCCUUCCUACUGAGCUAUGGACAGCUAUGUUGAACUAUGGUUAUGUGGGCUGUAUCCGAGACCUCUUCAUUGAUGGGCGGAGCAAGAACAUCCGGCAGCUGGCAGAGCAGCAGAAUGCAGCUGGUGUCAAAUCUUCCUGCAUUAGGGUCAACACCAAACAGUGUGAUAGUUAUCCCUGUAAAAACAAUGCUGUCUGCAAGGAUGGCUGGAACCGCUUCAUCUGUGACUGCACAGGCACUGGCUACUGGGGAAGAACAUGUGAACGGGAGGCCUCUGUCCUGAGUUAUGAUGGCAGCAUGUAUAUGAAAAUUGUUAUGCCUAUGGUCAUGCAUACAGAGGCUGAGGAUGUGUCCUUCCGCUUCAUGUCCCAGCGUGCAUAUGGUCUACUGAUGGCCACAACAUCACGUGAUUCAGCUGAUACACUACGGCUUGAGCUAGAUGGAGGACGGGUUAAACUCAUGGUCAAUCUAGACUGUAUCAGGAUAAACUGUAACGCCAGUAAAGGACCUGAAACCCUUUACGCUGGGCAAAAACUCAAUGAUAAUGAGUGGCACACAGUCCGAGUGGUACGUCGAGGAAAGAAUCUCAAACUUACAGUUGAUGAUGAUGUUGCCGAAGGUACAAUGGUUGGUGAUCACACUCGCUUGGAGUUCCACAACAUUGAGACUGGGAUAAUGACAGAGAAGCGUUACAUCUCUGUCAUUCCUUCCAGCUUUAUUGGCCACCUUCAGAGCCUCAUGUUCAAUGGCCUUCUCUACAUUGACUUAUGCAAGAAUGGAGACAUUGACUAUUGUGAAUUGAAAGCCCGCUUUGGGCUCCGUAACAUCAUUGCUGAUCCUGUUACCUUCAAGACCAAGAGCAGCUACUUGAGCUUAGCAACCUUGCAGGCCUAUACCUCCAUGCAUCUCUUCUUCCAGUUCAAGACAACUUCUGCUGAUGGUUUCAUCCUUUUCAACAGUGGGGAUGGAAAUGAUUUCAUUGCAGUUGAGCUGGUGAAGGGGUAUAUACAUUACGUGUUUGAUCUUGGAAAUGGACCUAAUGUUAUCAAGGGCAAUAGUGAUCGCCCAUUGAAUGACAACCAGUGGCAUAAUGUAGUUAUCACUAGAGACAAUAGCAACACCCAUAGCCUAAAAGUGGAUACCAGGGUUGUUACUCAGGUCAUCAAUGGUGCCAAAAACCUUGACCUUAAGGGUGACCUGUACAUUGCUGGACUGGCUCAAGGAAUGUAUAGCAACCUCCCAAAGUUGGUAGCAUCGAGAGAUGGAUUCCAGGGCUGUCUAGCAUCAGUGGACUUGAAUGGGCGUCUGCCAGAUCUCAUUAAUGAUGCUCUGCACCGCAGUGGGCAGAUUGAGCGGGGAUGUGAAGUUGAGUUGACCAAAGCUGACCUGCAAGGACCAAGCACCACCUGUCAGGAAGAUUCCUGUGCCAACCAAGGCAUCUGUAUUCAGCAGUGGGAAGGCUUCACUUGCGAUUGUUCCAUGACAUCAUAUUCUGGAAAUCAGUGCAAUGACC